UGCUCUCUUACGUCCUAGAGGUGUAUUUCGAAUGUCUCCAAGACCCAAACUAAGUGUAGCUUGAUUAGAUUGAGUUUUUUUCUUUCUUAAUUGAUCCAAGAACCAAAGUCCGAACGGCGUCAAACGGCCAGGGAGUGAUCAAUGAUUUCUCUUCUCCGGAGACACCAUUUUGCUUGCGUCCUUGGAAGGCAGCGUUUAAUACACUGCUCUUGGCAGCAUGUAUCGAUAGCAAAUCUUAGCCUUGAAGUAAAGCUUACGUCUGGCAAUUUGCAUACUUUACAGUGCUCACAGGAAUAUAUUACUGCGUCUUUUAGCCCUGGCAAAUUUGAGGUUUUGAUGCUUGCUUCGGAACAAGCUUUUGAGAGGGACAAAGGAGCAUACCCGCAUCGUCUUUCAGCUUAAUGUGAUUUGCCUGGAAAUCGUGCAUCUGUAAUUGCCGAUGCUCUCCAGGCUGAAUAAGAAUAGACAACUGAGAUAAAUGAUGAGAGCCUGUUUGGAGAUGGAUAAAUGAGUGCGAGGAUAUUGAAAAUUGGAAGGAUCAUCAGCAAUAUCUGUACUGAAAUUUGACUCUGUUUCGUUGGUUGGCGCAGUGUCUUUUAGACAUACAUGUAGCAUCUAUACACUGCAACGCUGGUUCUUGACACAGCACCCUUCAGACAAAACAAAACCAGAGAAGACGACAUAGAUAAAUAAAGAGAGCAUGUUUAAAGAUGGAUAAAUAGUGCUCUGAUAUUGAAAAGUGGAUGCAACAUCGGUGAUAUCUACAUGGGAAUCUGACUCGGUUUCAUGGAAGCAGCGGACUUUGCACAUACAUGUAGCUUCUGACCACUGAACUGCUAUACGAUACGAAACUCUUCGGACGGAGCGAUGUUUCGGCCAAACGGACGCAGCGGAGGAGGGGCGGUCAAGGUGGUGACCGAUGGGCGGUUGCCCAUGGUUACCCUUGCUCCUCUCAACAUCGAGGACGACGAUGAAGAGGAGGAAGAAGAAACAUUUGUAGAGUCAGAAAAGCUGAAGGAUACAGCACCCUUUAUCAAAGGAGAUGAUUCAUUGGGAUGCUGUGUGUACUUCUUGAUGAUCUGCUCAUAUCUCGUUGUUGCUAUCACAUUUCCAUUUUCAUUGUUUUUCUGCCUCAAAGUCGUCCAAGAAUAUGAGAGAGCAGUCAUCUUCAGGAUGGGUCGGCUGUUACCGGGUGGGGCCAAAGGGCCAGGUAUUUUCUUCAUUCUUCCAUGCAUCGAUAACUAUGUCAAAGUGGACCUAAGGACAGUUUCGUUUGAUGUACCCCCUCAAGAGGUUUUGUCCAAAGACAGCGUCACAGUGGCCGUAGACGCCGUGGUGUACUACAGGGUCCACAACCCCACCAUUUCAAUUACAAACGUGGAGAAUGCCCAGCGGAGCACGAGGCUGCUAGCGGCCACCACGCUUCGGAACGUUCUAGGGACGAAGACGUUGGGCGAGAUGCUAACAGACAGGGAGAGCAUCAGCAGUCAGAUGCAGUCCGUGCUGGACGAGGCAACCGACCCCUGGGGGGUCAAAGUUGAAAGGGUAGAAAUUAAGGAUGUAAGACUACCAGUCCAACUACAGAGAGCCAUGGCAGCAGAAGCAGAGGCAGCGAGGGAAGCAAGGGCAAAGGUGAUAGCUGCAGAAGGAGAACAAAACGCUUCCAGAGCACUCAAGGAGGCGGCAGAUGUCCUUUCACAGUCACCAGCAGCCCUUCAGCUCCGAUACCUUCAAACUCUCAACACCAUCUCAGCUGAGAAGAACUCCACCAUCAUCUUCCCCUUACCCAUCGACCUCCUCAAUGGCUUCAUGGACGGAAGACGGGCGGAGCCUCCUCCUGACAUUGAAGUCAAGAUGGUGGAGUGAAGGUUCAGAGGUCAGAGGUCGUGCCCUUUAAUCAUCUGUGACUUGGAACUUGGUCGUGCUAUCCUGGUUUACAUUGGUAUACCCUCACCAAGCAACAUGGAAGAUGGACUUGAACCCUUUUGGUGAUGACAUCAUAAUGAGAGGUUUAACCCCGGAUGCAUCUAACCCGUUGCCUACAGGAGCCCGGAGUUGUAUUCCAAAAAUUACGUUAUUUUUUAUGCUAGGGAAAGUGAUAUUAGUUGUCAUAGCAAACUGAAACUGCAUGAAAUAAACACUUACUGUUGUUAUCUGCACUAGUUUGGCCAGGAGGGAUUAGACCUCCCUGCAGGUUUACUGGCAGGUGGUUCAGCUCUCAAUUAACAUAAGAAAAAGGGGGACCAUAGGGGGACCCAUGGGUUCCGCUUAGGCAUUGUUGGCUAUAAAGAGGGCGCAAG
This is a messenger RNA of Strongylocentrotus purpuratus (purple sea urchin), 2300 nucleotides long. Its product is annotated as band 7 protein AGAP004871. The record is from RefSeq and is a predicted model, not a curated record. The transcript has 6 exons. The coding region runs from base 868 to 1866 and encodes 332 amino acids. Gene Ontology annotation, cellular component: plasma membrane. Lineage: Eukaryota; Metazoa; Echinodermata; Echinoidea; Camarodonta; Strongylocentrotidae.